GGCCAGUGGAGCCUUCAGAGCAUUAAUCGGAUUUACCUGUCGCCCGCACAAUGCACCCUGUGUACCGGCGACUUUAGCUUACUACGUGGCGCCAGCAAAACGACGCUCCAACCUAUAAAAGAAAAUACAGAGCCAUUUUUACACUAGAAGAACAUAAAUCCUAAUACUACACACACGUCGAACAAGUCCUAUUACAAUGAAAGCUAUAAUUUGGCUGCUACAAGUAAUAUUAGUGAGCACCGUCGCUGGAUAUGAAGAUAUAUUUUCACGGAGCGUCGACUCGUGUAACUUAUUCCGCGAUGUGACACAAGAAUACCGUAUAUCUGUUUACGAGUUCACCGCUCAGGCAUACAAGGACAUCGGGCCUCGGAGUUCGUACCAUUUCACAUUCUCCCCUCUGUCCGUUUGGAUAAUUCUCGCCGCUUUGGCUGAGGGUGCCGACUCUUACACGCAACAACAGAUGUUUUGGUUCCUAAGACUCCCAAGCGACCCCUGUGAGCGACUGAACUACUAUCAAUUAGCUACAAGUCGAUACCUCGCCAGUAGUUACGUAAAUGUCGUCUCAACGCGUUCGAUGCUUUUCGAUAGUAAUGUGGCGUUGAAUCCUGACUGGUAUAACUUUGUAGCGAAUAACCGUCUCAUCGAUUUAUCGUCGGUGCCAUUACGGGACGAUCCCCAGGGAGCGCUUAACGCUAUUAGCCUUUCUUCAGUCAGUUUGACGGGUCUCGACUUGAGUGGCAACUCUGUUAUCGUCGAUACGAUGGACUAUGAGGGUUUGUGGAGCACUGCCUUCUCAGACGCGACGGUCCAACGUUCACCAUUCUAUAACAUGGCUGGAAAGCAAAUAGGUGAAGUUGAUUUGAUGCGAGUGACGAAGCGCGCGAAAACAGGCUUCGUUGAAAGUAUCAAUGCGAAAUUUUUGGAUCUUCCUAUUGGCUUGAAUGGUCGCUACCGAAUGUUAUUUGCUUUGCUUAAGGAAAAUAGUGAUGUCGAAGCUAUUCUCAAAAAAGUUAAGAAUACGUUAAUUAUUGAGUACUUAGAAUCUGCACGUGAGAGCAAUGUCCCAGUGGAAAUCGCUAUACCGAGGUUUUCGAUGACUACUCAAGUUAAUGUUCGAGUUAUACUAGAGAAAUUGGGAAUCUCUGGAUUCUGGACAAAUCCAAAUACUACCAGGCACAUAUCCACUCCGCCGGCGUUACCGACCAGUUUCGUGCAGCGUUCCACCAUAACCCUGGACAACCAAGGCAUCAGACCAGCCCCAGCAACCACAGACUCCUUGGUUAACGUAACCACGAACAUUGAUCCCGUUGUAGGAAGGGAGUUCGUGGCUAACCGACCGUUUCUGUUUGGACUCUUUGAUGCAGAAAUGUAUUCAUGUUUGAUGUCUUCCAUUUAUAGUCAGCCUACUUAUAUACAUUAAAUGUUAAUGAUGAUGUUAA
Molecule: messenger RNA, 1439 nt
Organism: Helicoverpa zea (corn earworm)
Lineage: Eukaryota; Metazoa; Arthropoda; Insecta; Lepidoptera; Noctuidae
Product: serpin I2-like
Exons: 2
Coding region: 197-1420 (407 amino acids)
Molecular function (GO): serine-type endopeptidase inhibitor activity
Source: RefSeq, a predicted model, not a curated record